Molecule: messenger RNA, 1749 nt
Organism: Phytophthora megakarya
Lineage: Eukaryota; Oomycota; Peronosporomycetes; Peronosporales; Peronosporaceae
Source: the annotation of a GenBank genome assembly
AUGCCCUUUGGAUUGAAGAAUGCACCGUUAAUUUAUGAGAGCAUCAUCAAUAACUGUCUGUGGGGAUUCGUCUGUCUGCCUCCUGAAGAGGAAGCAUUGGUCGACCCAGAAGUUCUUAAGUUCCUGGAUCUUGAGCCGCAGGAAGACCUGAAACCUGAGGUAGAUAUGCAGGAUUCAGAGAUCACGGCAUUGGAUAUGACUGUAGUUCCGGCUCCGUCACAAAUGGGCCCGGCCUUAGGAAGAAGCUCGUACAUUGACGAUAUCGCCCAUGGGGCGUCGACCUGGGACCAACUAUGUGAAGACCUGGAUGCGUUGUUAUACAGACUACGGUACUGGAAUAUCUCUGUGAGCUUACCGAAAAGUGAAUUUGGGACGUUGACCAUCCCAUUCCUCUCUCAUGAAGUGAGCGCGGACGGAAUCAGAGCCUUGCCAAAGAUUCUCAAAGGCAUAGAGGAUUUACCUUUCCUGUCGACGUACAAGGGAAUGCAGUCCUUCUUAGGAAGUCUGAACUACUACAAUAAGUUUAUUGAAGACUUACCAGUAGUUGCCGCUGUGCUCUACGAACUAGACGAGGAACCCGCAAAGGAGUUUUUCGAGAUACUGAAACGUAAGAUCGUGUCGACCCCGUUGCUGCGACAUCCAGACAGAGCCAAGCUCUUUGUGAUAAUUCCGCAUGCUAACCCGUGGGCGGCGUGUGCAGUUCUGGGUCAGGAGCAUGAAGGACUCAUACACCCCGUGCGAUUUACGAGCAGAGUGUUGAAGGAAUCAGAGCUACGUUAUCACAUAGCUGAGAAGGAAGUGCUCGCAAUCUUGCGGACUCUAGAGAUUUUCAGACCUCUGAUCCAUGGAUCAGAAUUCCCCGUUGUGGUGUAUACGCGCUACUCUUCGGACCUGGAACUAUCAAGAUGGACACUGGAAAUCCAUCGGACUCAGAAAGACGAGGACGGCCUCGCAGCCAUCCUCGGGUUUGGUAUUACCCCCAGGAAACAUUUAGAUGAAGUUGCAGAAACGCUGAUUCCCACCAAGGGGCGUUUGAAAGUGAUGCCACCAGUGAGUCUGGAAAUGUUGGAAUCAGACUACAAAGGCUACGUUCUGAGCUUUGAUGGUGCUGCGAAGGUUGUGAAAGCUGAGGGACACGUCCUUGAAGGCGUAACGGUCAAUGAUGCCGAAUACCACGGUCUGAUUCUGGGACUGAAGCUCGCUAUGAAAUAUGAUGUCAAGGAGCUUUCAGUGAUUAAUCAACCCAACCUGCAACGACGCUUAGCUGAGUACGAGGAUCUCAGGAAGGAUUUUACGUCUGUGAAGUUGAUUCAUGUUAAACGUGAGUUUAACCAAGCGGCCGACUACCCAACCUCUAAGACUCUCGUGCUUGGAGAAUCCUGGGAGCUUGAUGACCCCGACGAGAUAGUGCACCUACGCCUCCUCUCUAGAAUUCCUGAAAAGAUCAUGAAGCCUUCGGAAAUCCCAGGUAUCCCUGUGACCGAUGCGGUUGACUCGGAUGAAGUCAAACUCGAAGUGGAUAGUCCUGAUGCUGGAAUACCAGAGUCUCUAGCUACCGCGGCUGAAGCAUUGAUGGUGAUGACGAGGUCACGUACGGAACCGGACGCAGGUUUUCGGACUCGUGUAGACCAGUCCGGAUACCAGGAUGAACGUUGGAGGAGAAUUAAGGUUCACCAAGACGAAGACUUUUGGAUUCAGCAAAUGAAGAAGUUCCUAAAAGGAGACGUGUCAGAUCUUCCACGGAACUAG